GGAGGGGGUGGUUAGGGCAGUGCUGCAGUGGGAGGCACAGGGCCAAGUGCUGACGUCUCAGUUUUCCAUUGAAAAGCGAAAUAGCAGCGAACAGCGGCACAGACACACAGAGAGAGACAGCAGCCACUGAGACACACACUGCGCAACGCAGAGGCUGGAGGUGUGGAUAUCGUGCCAGCAACAUGUUCUCUCUGCUGCUCCUCACUGUCCUGGCAGCAGCACUCCCGGUGCUGGACAGCCAGCGUAUCACUGAGCUGACGGCCUGCACCACAGUGAGGGAUGAGCUACGGCUGGACUGUAAGUACACUAAAGAGUCGAGCAGCAGCACGGUGCAGUAUGAGUGGACACUGUCUCAGGAAGGGAAGAGCCUGCAGGCACUGGCCAGCGACACCAAGAGACCCAUCAACAACCGCAUCUCCGUCAACCAGACCGACUCCAUGGUGCGGCUCCUGAUGAAGGACUUUUUGGCCCACAAAGACGCCGGCACAUACGGCUGCCGGCUGGAGCCUUCCAUCUCCCCCCACACUGACAGCAACAAGACUAUUCUGGUCAGCAGAGAUGCCAAUCCCAUCUGCUCGGCCCCGGGGUUGCUGCCCCCUUGGGGGGCGCUGCUCUGGCUGGCUGUGCUUCAGGCUCUGGGUGGUCUGCCCUAUGGGGAGUAAUCGCCGCCGGUGGGGGGCCAGGGGAAACGAGCGAGGGUUUCUGUCUCCUGAGGAAUCGUUUCGGGCCAGUAGUGGGGGGGGCGGGGGGCAGCUCCCAUCGUCACCCUGGGCCACGCCCAGAACCCACGGAAAUAUUUCCCCCCCCACAUUCUCCCCCCCAUCCCCAAUGUCAAUCGCUGGUGCCAACCGCAGUCCUGCUAUUCAUUCGGAUUUCCUGACUUCCUGACCUGCUCUGGGAGCUGGGGGCUCGGGGGCUGCCACACAGGCCUCCUUCAGUUAGGCACACCACCCCCCCCCCCACCCUCCGCUGAUUCUCUGCUGCUGUUAAACAGAUAAAUAAUAAUCUCAAACAUGCGUUAGCUAGCUUUCUCCCCAAUGUACGUUACCAUCCAAUUUGCUAAAAAUGCUCAGGUAUGUAUCAGCCCCAUGUAUGCUCCUGGGGGCCCCUGUGUGUGCGCUCCUGGGGGCCCCUGUGUGU
Molecule: messenger RNA, 1140 nt
Organism: Callorhinchus milii (elephant shark)
Lineage: Eukaryota; Metazoa; Chordata; Chondrichthyes; Chimaeriformes; Callorhinchidae
Exons: 4
Coding region: 183-662 (159 amino acids)
Source: RefSeq, a predicted model, not a curated record